Rhinocladiella mackenziei CBS 650.93 is the source of this 891-nucleotide messenger RNA. RefSeq lists its product as uncharacterized. Gene Ontology annotation, cellular component: mRNA cleavage and polyadenylation specificity factor complex. Lineage: Eukaryota; Fungi; Ascomycota; Eurotiomycetes; Chaetothyriales; Herpotrichiellaceae. The record is from RefSeq and is a predicted model, not a curated record. Bases 1 to 891 code for a protein of 296 amino acids. Gene Ontology annotation, molecular function: mRNA binding. Gene Ontology annotation, biological process: mRNA 3'-end processing. The transcript is spliced from 2 exons.
AUGGCACCUGGCCAAAGCCGCAGUGUCUUUGUUGGAAAUAUCCCCUUCAACUUGAGCGAGGAAAACAUCGUCAAGAUUCUCAGUUAUGCCGGAACCGUUGUCAAAUUCAGACUCAUGACCAACCCCGACACUGGCAAAUCCAAAGGCUUUGGUUUUGCGGAUUUUCAAGAUACGGAUUCAGCGGCCAACGCUGUGAGGAAUUUGAACGAUUUUGAGAUCGAUGGCCGCAAGAUUCGAGUCGACUGGCCUCACAAUAAUGAGAAGGAUUCUGUUCCCACCAACUACGAUCAGACUGCGGCUCCCACGGGCGACGGAUUGCAAUCCACAGGUGCAAGCGCACUUCCUCCUCUCCCGUCGGGUGUCGAUUUACCCCCGAAUCUCAGAUGCACCGACGCCAUCUCUCAAACGCUCUCCACAAUACCACCACCGCAGCUACUGGAUGUGCUUACGCAGAUGAAGGCUUUGGCCAUAUCGGACCCUGCCAGAGCAACAUCUCUUCUCAAGACGGCGCCACAACUGUCAUUUGCUAUCUUCCAGGCUCUGAUUCUGAUGAAUCUGGUUGAUCCUAAAGUUCUCGCUCAAGUUGUCGAGCAAGCGGCAAGACCGCCUCAACCAGCAAACGUCCCUCCUCCGCAACCCACACCGCAGCAAUAUCUCGGUUAUCCGCCUCCAUCUGUUGUCCCAGGCCAAAUGCCUCCCAGACCGGCUCCGCAAUACCCUCCGACAACCAUGCAACAGCAACAACCUCCACCACCUCAAGUGCAACCUCAAUUGUCUCAGCAAGAAAUGAUUCAACAAGUUCUCGCCAUGGAUCAGAGAACGAUAGAUUCGUUUUCUCCGACUGAGCGAGCACAAAUCAUGCAGAUACGGGCACAGAUGGGAGUGAGGUGA